This is a messenger RNA of Salmo salar (Atlantic salmon), 2862 nucleotides long. RefSeq names its product transmembrane protein 79. The record is from RefSeq and is a predicted model, not a curated record. Gene Ontology annotation, cellular component: lysosomal membrane; trans-Golgi network membrane. Lineage: Eukaryota; Metazoa; Chordata; Actinopteri; Salmoniformes; Salmonidae. Gene Ontology annotation, biological process: regulated exocytosis.
AAUUUACCUGGCCACACCUGAAUUUCCACCCACUGAAAAUAAGUUGCACAAUAACAAUAGAAGUGGAAAAACGAUGUAAGAGACAUUCCAUAAAAUUCCCACUCGUUGUUUGAUAAGCCCUGAGGUUGGGUGAAGAAGAGCUGUUUACCAUCAAACCAAUAGAGCUGGGACACAAAGAAAGAAACAGAUAAUGUGAUGCGACUUCAGUCAAAGUAAAAACACUCAAUCAAGCACAGACUUACUGACGAAGUCUGGAGACAUUGAAUACCUAAAAAAAAAACAAUGUCUGAGAUCCUAAGGUCAAACCUGGAGCUGCUAGAAGACCGCCCCUCCAAAACCAGUGGGGUGAUUGCUGAACCCCAUACCCCAACAUGGGGGGCAGAGGGGGAGAAGGGGAUUAAAGAAUUGGAAAGGGAAGGAGUGGUGGAGGAAGACGAAAUGGUUAGCUCGGCUAAAUUGGAGCCUACCACUCUGCAAUGGCAGGGUGACAGGGAUGUAGAGAAAACAACAAAGAACAGAAGUGCAUUGACUGUGAAAGAAGAUAAGGGAAGGGGAAAGGGGGAUGACCCUGAGGGAGAGAGGAGGAGCGUGCACUCUAUGUGCACCUCUCUUCAAGAAGGAGGAAGCCGGAUGGAGAGCGAGAGAGAGCUGGGUUUGGGAGUGGAGAGAGAGGUGCAGCACCCAGGGCUGUGUAAGCGAGGGAAGAAGGUGCAGGUAGAGAUAGAGGUGGAAGAUGGUGUGAACUCUUUGCCUGAGAAGGCAGCACAGGUCUUCAACCCAUCCGUCACCAUCUUACACUCCUCUAGUGCUCCGACAUCUCCCAGAGAAGGGGAGGCAUUCUGGGAUGUGGACGCAGAGAAGAGUCGUCUCCUCGUUUCCCAGGGAACCCCACCUGAUGGCUACUACCACGACUGGCCAGUGGAGGACGGGUCCUCAAAAUGUGGGUGUGACUGUGCCAACAGGGAUGCUCUCAAAGUGGGGGUGUCUGUGUUCACUGCAGCUCUGAUUUUCCCCCUCCUCGUGUGGGGGGGUUAUGUCUUCCUGCCUUUUGAUGCCCCACUGCUGGACAGUGCCCCCCUCAGGCUGGUCUACACACUGCGCUGCUCUGUCUUCGCUGUGGUGCCCAUCAUACUGGGCUGGCUGGUGCUGGGUGUCUCCAGGAUGCGGUUGGGGGAUGUGAAGCCGCUGUGUGAGGUGGAGGCCAGGGAGGUGGGUGUGCACCGGCGCUAUGUGGAUGACUCCGUCACCCUCUUCCUGCUCUACUUCCUGCAGCUGGCCGUAAUGGCGCCCUACCUGAGCCAGGACCUGCUCAAACUGGUGCCCCUGCUCACCAUCGUCUUCGCCUUUGGCAGGCUGAUGUACUGGGUGGCAGCUGCACUGGGCAGCAGUGUUCGGGGCUUUGGCUUCGGCCUGUCCUUCCUGCCCACCGUGGCCAUGCUGGGUGCCAAUCUCUACUUCAUCUUCACCAUGGACGCUGGGGGCACCAUCUUUGCCCAGGAUGUGGUUCACCAACAAGACCAACCCCCAGCCUCCCGCCAGAGGUUCUGGGGAUAGGGGGAUGGAGGAAAGACCGAAGGAAUGGAAGGAUGGGGAAGAGGGACAGGAUUUGUUUUUACCUACUGGUGGAAUUUAACUUUCAAAGGGUUACUAUGUAAACGGUAGUGGAUGGUGCUAGUGUGAUUAAACCACACUGAUGAUGUGUAGAAUAGACUGGGCAGUGGUAGAGCAGACUGGGCAGUGGUAGAGCAUGUACAAACAGUUAUUGGAGAAAGGGUGUCUAGGUAAUAAUUCAUCUUCUUGCAUGGCAUUAUACCGUCACUUUAGUGAAACAGCAGAAUGUAUUCUGUAGAAGAUCUGCUCAUUGACAGAAUGACAGUUAAGUACCAUGGAAUAAUGUUGAAAUCACAAUUGUCUCAAUGCAAAUAGAGUUUGUAGAUCCACACAGGAUUGUGCCACAUGGGAAAGUUUAGAAAAUAACCAAACCACCGUUUUCCUCAGAAAUAUCUAGCUAGGCCUGCUGCAGACAAAUAGUUUGCUGAACUGUACUGUUUGGUUUGACAAGUAUAUCUGUACUUGAGGCAUCCUGUAAUCUACUGUAUUGCAUUUGGUUAUGAUUCUGGUAUUACAAGCUAAUAACAAUUGCAUUGACUUUUGGAACGUUUAUAGAGAAACUGAGACUUGCUCUAGACCUCUUAGUCAAUUUCCUCUUGAAAAUGUUCAAUAUAACCAAUCAUAAAAUCAUGUUCUGUGAAAAGGUUGACUACUGAGUAGACAUUUUCUCUCAUCUUCAUGACUGUAUUGCCUUUUUAAAAGGACGCCCACACAUAAGCAAUGUCAUAACAGCAAACAAAUCAUUGAAAGAUAAUUGACUUAGUACAAAGAUUUUGACAUUGAGAACCAUUUCACAAUUGGAGAAUGUGGAUUGCAUGGCAUUUUGUACCCUCCCCCACACAAAAAUGGCAGUGACCUUAUAGAAAUCCAACCAGUCCAACAACUACCUACCUGCCCAGGUGGCCCAACCUCCAUGCCUUAAUCGCUGAAAACUAAUCCUUUCACAAUACAGCACAGUCCUGUAAGGGUGAAUGGAGUUGUUACUUUAUAUUAAAAUGUUAUGUAUGAAAUCUGAUUUUUACAGUGUAGGCAUCGACUUUAUAACUACGCUGAUUUCUUUCUACAUUUCCAAGUAAACUUCUGAAACAAAAUGUAGAGUCUAUCAUAGUCUUUUCUUAUGAUUUAUGACUCUCAAAAUGAUCAAUUAUACCUAACAAGUGAUGUUUAUUGGCCUUUCAUUUGUGAAGCUGACGUUUAUAUUGGUUUGAAAGCCUUUUAGUGACCAAUAAAAAUUAACAAGCAUUUAAGGUA